AAUCCGCCUCCAUCUACGGUGGCGCAAAAUCCGUGGCCGAGAACACCCCAUUCGCUGGCCGGAACGCCUCGGCCGCCCCUCCGCGCCUCGCCCCGCCGGUCGCCUCAUCUGGUUCCACGCCGUCUCCUUGGGUGAAGGAUUGGCCGCCAUUCCUGUGAUUAAGUGCUGUUUGGAGAGGAGGCCCGAUGUGACGGUGCUCAUGACCACGACCACGGUCUCGGCAUUUGAAGUGAUAAAGGAGAGACUUCCAAGUAAUGUCAUAUAUCAGUUUGCUCCUCUUGAUAUACCAUAUAGUAUGGAUGUUUUUCUUCAAUAUUGGAGGCCAAAUGCAGUUAUGCUGAUGGAAAGUGAAUUGUGGCCAAAUCUCAUCAUGGGCGCUGCAAGAAAUGGCGUGAGUAUUUAUUCUCGCGUGAAGAAUCGCAAUUAUAAAUUCGUCCUUGCUUGUCUCCAGAUUGCAUUGGCGUUGCUAAAUGGAAGAAUCUCCACAAAAUCAUUCCGAAAUUGGUCUAAUCCAGUAAUUUUACCAUUGAUCAAGUUGAUGCUUUCAAAGUUUUCAUUGAUUCUCCCAUUGAGCACAAUCCAAGGGAUUCAGUUUCAGCUAUUGCAAGCUCCACCAUAUGUCAUAAACUAUACUGGAGACCUCAAAUUUGCUAUAUCAGAUUAUGGAAAUUCUGUUGGAGUAAAGAAAAGCCUCGAAGAGAUCCAGGCACAGCUUUCCUGUAGGAAAGUAUGGAUGGCGUCUUCAAUUCAUAAGGGUGAAGAUGAAGUAUUUAUCAGAGCUCACAAGUUACUAAAACAAAAGCAUCCAGAUCUAGUAACUAUUAUCGUCCCCCGUAAGCCUCACCUUGGACAAGAUAUCACGUUGAGAUCACAGGAGGAAGGAAUUUCUGUGGCAUUGCGGUCUCGUGGUGAUAAUCUAACCAAUGAAACGGGUAUAUAUAUGGUUGACACAUUAGGUGAACUUAGAGACUUCUACAGCUUAACGCCAAUAGCAGUAGUAGGAGCUUCAUUCCUUCCUGGAUCAGCAGGUCACAAUAUAUCAGAAGCUGCUGGAGCUGGCUGUGCUGUUUUAACAGGCCAUCAUGUUGGCCACUUUUCGCACAUGGUAGCCGAAAUGCAACAUGUGAAUCCCCUUUCAGUUCUGCAGGUUUCACAUGAAAAGCUAGUAGAUGUUGUUAGUGAGCUCUUUGUCAAUGCCGAGAUUCUUGAAGCUCGCCGACUGGCUGCCAGACAAGCAUAUCUUACUCUAUCGCGUGGAAUUGUUGAAAAAUUAUGGGAUACGUUGCAUUUUCACAUUUUUAUGAAAUCUGUAAGCACCGAUGAUGCACAUGGUGAGAGAGGCUAAAAUUUAAAUGCAAAGGAGAACAAUCGCAAUGCUUCCGGUUUAUUGCUUUUGCAAGGUGAGAAAAUUUCCUAUUUUGUUGAAAGUUGUUUAUUUUUGCGUACCCUCCA
Molecule: messenger RNA, 1452 nt
Organism: Salvia hispanica
Lineage: Eukaryota; Viridiplantae; Streptophyta; Magnoliopsida; Lamiales; Lamiaceae
Gene: KDTA
Product: KDO transferase A
Biological process (GO): lipid A biosynthetic process
Cellular component (GO): plasma membrane
Molecular function (GO): transferase activity
Source: RefSeq, a predicted model, not a curated record